CCGAGCCGUUUCACGCGACUCCCCGAGCACUGCCACUCACACGAACCGCGUCCGGCUGGAUCCUCUUAGCUGCUCUGCAACGAUUCCGAUCCAGUUCAGCAGCGUUUAAAGCAUUAGGAAACUCGUUCAGGGCCACUGAAAAGUCAGGAGAGGCUCACAUCUCAUCUCCCACGGAUUCCUACCUCCAGGGUCAGAUAAUGCCCGGAAACGUUGCCACCAAACAAGUCUGAGAGUAUUAUUUUGGAGAAACCGUUAACCCCUACCAAAAUACAAAGCGCCAGAGGAAAGCAGGUGAGACCCGAAGACAAGGAAGCCCUUUGCGUUCGCUGGUGGAGGAAAGUGCGAUCUGGGGACGGGCUGGGGGGCCCCGGUCCUUCUACUUCAGCACCGGAGGGGAUGGACAGCGUCUCCGGACCGGGCUGCAGCCACAGGGACGGACCUGCGCUGCCCUUGCCGCCACUGUCGUCGCCACGGGCAUCUGGGCUCCCUGCUCCUCGCAGCUAAAAGGCGGUGCCUCCUGAUACCCCCUGGUCCCCCCCCCCCCACUUUCCUUGAUAGACGAAAAGUAACCUUUCUCAUCCUCCUGCUAAACUACAAUCCAGGGCUCUGAGGAGUCCUCUGGUUCUGCAGAUUAAACUCCCAGCAACAACUUCAAGAAUAAUUCUCCGUAGGGGGCUGGGAGGAAUGCACCCAGAAGAGUGAGGUUGAAGUUCUUAGAGGCUCUGAAAAAUCAUGGGCUCCGCAGAAGGGGUCGGAAUGCUCAAAGGCCCACACUUCAUGAUAUAAACAGAAUGCUCACCAGAGGGUUGCAACUGUUUUGGAAACAGCUUUGUGAGAGGAGGCUCCAGAUCUAGUCACAUCCCUACGUUAGAGAAACUGAAAGACUUCUAAUUCCUUUACUUGGAUGACUGCUCUCCAGAAUGUUGAGAUUGCCAGAGAAGUGACAUCUGAAAAGGGAAAGUAAUUGCUCUACCUAAAUUCAGACGACAUCCUUUGCGGUGCCGUGGCACAUGGAUUUCAGGACUGCCUGUGAAGAGACAAAGACAGGGAUUUGUUUGCUGCAGGAUGGUAAUCAGGAGCCUUUCAAAGUCCGGCUGCACCUAGCUAAAGAUAUUUUGAUGAUCCAGGAGCAAGAUGUGAUAUGUGUGUCUGGUGAACCUUUCUAUUCUGGUGAAAGAACGGUGACCAUUAGAAGACAAACUGUAGGAGGCUUUGGAUUAAGCAUCAAGGGGGGAGCAGAACAUAAUAUUCCAGUUGUCAUUUCAAAAAUCUCCAAGGAGCAAAGAGCGGAACUUUCAGGUCUGCUCUUUAUCGGGGAUGCAAUUCUGCAGAUAAAUGGAAUUAACGUGAGAAAAUGCAGACAUGAAGAAGUGGUUCAGGUUCUUCGGAACGCUGGCGAAGAAGUGACCCUGACGGUGUCAUUUUUAAAAAGAGCGCCCGCUUUCCUCAAACUCCCACUGAACGAAGACUGCGCAUGUGCUCCAAGUGACCAGAGCAGUGGUACCUCCUCUCCUCUUUGUGACAGUGGGUUGCAUCUCAACUAUCAUCCCAACAAUACAGACACGUUGUCAUGUUCUUCCUGGCCAACAUCUCCAGGCUUGAGAUGGGAAAAACGAUGGUGUGACCUUAGGCUGAUCCCACUGCUUCAUUCACGUUUCUCUCAGUAUGUGCCUGGGACAGACUUGAGUCGGCAAAAUGCUUUUCAAGUCAUUGCUGUGGACGGGGUCUGCAGUGGGAUUAUUCAGUGCCUCUCUGCUGAAGACUGUAUUGACUGGCUACAAGCAAUAGCAACCAAUAUUUCAAACCUCACAAAGCACAAUAUUAAAAAAAUCAACAGAAACUUUCCCGUAAACCAGCAGAUAGUCUACAUGGGCUGGUGUGAAGCACGGGAACAGGAUCCUCUGCAAGAUCGAGCAUACUCGCCAACAUUUCUAGCCCUGAGGGGAUCCUGUCUUUACAAGUUUCUGGCACCUCCGGUGACAACGUGGGACUGGACCCGAGCAGAGAAAACAUUCUCCGUGUAUGAGAUUAUGUGCAAGAUUCUCAAGGACAGUGACCUGCUGGACCAGCGGAAACACUGCUUCACUGUGCAGUCUGAGUCUGGAGAAGACCUCUACUUCUCCGUGGAGUUGGACUCUGACCUCGCCCAGUGGGAACGAGCCUUCCAAACAGCAACCUUUUUGGAAGUGGAACGGAUACAGUGCAAGACGUAUGCAUGUGUGCUAGAAAGUCAUCUAAUGGGACUCACGAUUGACUUUAGCACAGGAUUUAUCUGCUUUGAUGGUGCAACAAAGGCUGUACUUUGGAGGUAUAAGUUUUCUCAGCUUAAAGGUUCUUCAGAUGAUGGCAAGAGCAAAAUCAAAUUUUUGUUUCAGAAUCCAGAUACUAAGCAGAUUGAAGCAAAGGAGCUGGAAUUUUCAAAUCUGUUCGCUGUUCUCCACUGCAUUCAUUCGUUCUUUGCUGCCAAAGUAGCUUGUUUGGACCCUCUCUUUUUAGGCAAUCAGGCUGCAGCUUCCGCUGCUCCCAGCUCUGCUACAACAAGCAAAGCCAAGUACACAACCUGACACACGGGGCUUCCUUUUGCCAUGUACCAUGACUGUACAAACAGAAUAAACAUCCUCAUCAUUUUAGACGCUGGAGAAACAAUGGUGUCACCAGGUCGACAGUGAAUUCGAUUUGAAAUUUCAGCAGAAAACAAGAAGGUCCUAAGGGAUCUCAAAAGCAUUUCUGUUUUGGAAGGCAUUUGUGAAUAAUCUUAAAAGAACCUAACAGCUCGUUCUCACUCAGUUUAUUUGUACCAGUAUUUCAUCAAAAGUGAAGACAAAAAAAUGAAUGAUUCAAAGUAUGUACAUAAUAUAAAAAAAUUGUAAGCUACCUAUAAAUAAAAAUACCACUUAAAUGGUUAUUUCUGUAUUUUAGAUUAUUUUGUAUGACAGAUACCUGUCGGGCCAGAUCAUGAACUAAUGCCCUAUCAUUGAAUUAUAAGUAAUAUAAAGGAGGCAGACCGUAUGGAAGCAAGGAAACAAAGCAUGCAAAAUUUCAUCAAGGAAGAAAGCACUUUAAUUUGCUGAUGCAGAGUUUUCUGUGUAUUCUCAUUCCGCAACAUGACACUGGCACUCCAAUUUUGUUUAUCUUGUUGUCAAAUAUUCUUAAGAAUUUCAAAAGAAUAAAUUCAUUGAUUCCAUGAUAGUCACAAUGUAAAAUGUAUUAUUUUUCCUUAAAUCACUGAAACCAACGUUUUAUCGCUGCUAGUGUCAACCAAAUAUGCCAAAAGAUGUUCAUUUAAUUACGAAUGAAGAAAACAUUCAUGAACCUCUUGUUCUUUCCUUCGUUUAAGGAGAUUUUUACUUACAUAAUGGGAUUUGGUAUCGCAUUAAAGUUUCAUAAAUUUUCAGUGACCCCAAAAACUUUUGUAGAGAAAGUCAUAGCGACAUAUGUGGCAUGUGAAACAAUUCUUUGUAAUCCUAAUUCUAGUUAUUUACGGACUAAAAUGAUCAUAGGGUAUAGUCUCGAAGUUUUACUUAUGUUAGGGAAAUGACACUGUCCCAUUUUAGUAAUAUUUUAUGAGAAAAUAAGGUGAGAUAUGAAAAUAAAAUUUUAAAUUUCUAACUUACCAUGUCAUAAAAAUGGUUAUAUAAGGUCAAACUAAGUGGGUUAUUUUAGGUGUCUUGUGUUAGUAAAUGUAAAGGGGAUGGAAAUCGGAAAACAUCAGAGGUAUGCGCACAUGACAGAUCCCAGGCGUUACAUGACCAUUUGUUUAAUGUCGAGAACCUUCUCCUUUACUACAGCUGUACGGAGAUCUGCUUUUAAACAACCGUCUAUUAAAAAAAGAAAGAUUACUUGUAUGUUAACAUGCAUGUCCCCAACUAAAUCAAACACUGGAUAUUUCCUUGUGAAGAUGAUGAAAUACCCAAUAAGUUGGUUUGGUUGUCUUUUUUUUUUCUUUUUCAAUAUUUUUUUAAUGUUUAUUUUUGAGAGGCACAGAGAGACAGAGCAUGGGUGGGGGGAGGGCAGAGGGAGAGGAAGACACAGAAUCCGAAGCAGGCUCCAGGCUCUGAGCUGUCAGCCCGGAGCCCGACGCGGGGCUUGAACCUGUGAACCACAAGAUCAUGACCUGAGCCGAAGUCGGUUGCCCAACUGACGGAGCCACCCAGGCACCUCUGAUUUUCUUUUCUUAAAUAGGACAAAAAAUUUACGAAAGAAAGGAUCAAAAUUGUUUGCAAAAAGGACACAUGAUCGUUAUACUGACAAAUUUAUCAAACUAUUUCCAUAAUCAUCCUAAAUUAUUAAUUCACUUUGUGUCUGGUUAAUUCGUAAGCACAUUGAGAUUGAAAAGAAAAAAGCCAGGGCUCAUAAUUGUAACUGGCAAGAGUUAACUUGGAUCUAGGACGCCUUAUUGAAAGAACUGUGGCAAAUAGGACACCACGUGGUUUUUACAUGGUUUCUUUUGACCAUGAAAUGAAUAUAUACUCAAAAUGGGGAGAACACUGUGAAAUUACUGCUCACUAGCUAUUGACCGCACAGGACAGUCAUUCUAAAGCCAGGAGCCCGCCAAAAGCAGGCUUAAGGAAGGCCGGGAGCCUGGGGAGGAAGAGCAGAGAGACACCUGCCCCUUACGGUGGGUAGCAGUACGAGCCGGUUCCUUGCAGAAUCUCUGCUGUUGAGUUAGACGCGUAUCUCAGAGCGCCCCACAUUGGGGCAGCGUGGAUGUGUCCACAGGGAGAUCAUCCGGUCUGUGGGGAGGAGGAAGUGGGCUCAGCCACCAGGACAAAAAAAAAAAGGAAGUCGUUUUAAACCCUUACAUAAGUGCAAUGUAAUCAUUUUUAAAAGCAAUGUCAGGUUUAUAAAAGCUCCGUUUUAAAUAUACAAAAGACUAUUUAAUGAAAUAUCCUUUUUGUUGUAUAAUAAAAAAUCUUCUAGCCUGUGCUUAGGUGUAUGAAGGAAACGGUGCACAAUGAGAUAUGUAUGGGUAUAUAUCUCCUUGUACAACACACACACACACACAUGUGUAUAUGUAUAUAAUAAAAUGCUACCCACAAAUUAUAUUAGAUGAAUAUAUUUCAAAUAUAUAUAUUUAAUAUACUUUAAAUUUACACUGUAAAUUGUAGCUUGAAUUAAAAUUUAUGAUAAUACAAUAUUGUGUUUAUUUUUGAUACCAUUGAUUAAAAAAGAAAAAAACAAACCUAACAGGCCUAAAUUGCUGCUUAACAUUAGUGGAGCACCUACCUAUUAGAAAAAUAUUACUCUAAUGUUCAUCAGUUACCAAAUAGUAUUUAACACUUUCCUUUACAGUGGAAUGAUUAGCCACUGUGGUUUGUUAUAACUGGAACUAUUUGAAUGAGAAAGAUUAAAAAAUGAGCAAAAUAAUCAGAUAAAUCUCUAUUUCUCAUGUAAUGUAGGUUUAGGUGCAUGAGAUUUACUCAUCAAAUCCUCAUUUGUACUAGAGCACAUUUUAAUAGCAGAAUGCUUCAUUAUGUGUUAACCCCUCCAGUGCCUUGGGAUAUGUGUGUAUGUGUGUGUGUGUGUGUGUGUGUGUAUACAUAUUAUACAUGUAUGUAUACAUAUGUAUGUGUAUGUAUGUAUAUAUGUAUACAUACAUAUAUAUGCACAUUAAAGGGUUCAUUAUACUGUACAUAGUGCAAGCUCAAAGGGAAUAUUAUAUUAUAGGUACUUAGGCCAGAGAAGGGAGUUCAAAUAUCAUUUGAAAUAUUUGCUAACUACUAUAAUAAUGUAUUUUGCCUGAUAAAGAAUAACAAUUCAUUUAAGCUGAAGUAUAUUAAAGCAGGGGCAUUUUAAUUUGUUAUACCGCAGCAAAUAUUUAUUUCAAAUAUACUUUAAGGUAGAAUGUGUAAUGUGUACCCCAACAUUUAGCAUCUAACACUAUUUUAAAGGGAGAAUAAGCAGCUAAUCAUUCUUGCCCAUUUUUCAGGCAGGUACCAGCUUAGGAUCUUAAAGUCUGUGCUCACAAAACUGUCAUUAGGCAAGAAGAAAAGUAAUUACUUGAAAAUAAAUGUCAAGUUCAUAUUAACCAUAAAAGCAGAGAAAUUUUCCUUUGGGUGCAUUGGUUUAUAGAUCGACGUUUCCCUCAUUUACAAUGACAAAGCUUAUUCAUAAACUUUGUUUACAUGGAAUGCUGGGUUUGAGAGAAGCUUGAUUUAUUAUUGUGGAAAAGUAAUAAUCCUAACAAUGAUUUAGAAUUACUGCUAGAAAUCAGCAGGUGGAGAAGCUUUAAAAGCACAAGGACGAUCUUGUGCUUAACUUUUUAAGGUAAGUGUACACGUUCUGAUAUUAAUAACAAACAUUUUGCUACUCUUAAUAGUGCUGUACUCAUGAGCUCUUAAGGAAUUGCUUUAUUCAUACCUCUAAAACUCUUGUUUAUGAUUUAUUCUUAUUCCUUAAUACUUCAAAGUCAUAAUUCACUUAUUUGCACAUUUGAAGUUGCUUUUGAAGAUAAAUAAAAUGUUAUAAAUGUUAUAUAUUUUAUACAUAUCAAAAAUGCAAUGACAAUACCAGAAAUAUGAAAUGUAAAUAUAUUUAUUUCAUUUUUAAUUGUUUCGGUGGAUGUUUGUAAAAUGUAAAUUAAUAUCUGUGACAAAUGACUUGUCACUUCGUUCUUUAAGUUCAUUAAUGUACUACUAACAAAACUGUACCUUUUCUAAUGAAGCAUACUGGAAAAUAAAAACAAAUACUUUUUACUACA
Neofelis nebulosa (Clouded leopard) is the source of this 6700-nucleotide messenger RNA. RefSeq names its product syntrophin gamma 1 (gene SNTG1). The coding region runs from base 1011 to 2564 and encodes 517 amino acids. The transcript is spliced from 20 exons. Gene Ontology annotation, molecular function: structural molecule activity; protein binding. NCBI's taxonomy places the organism in Eukaryota, Metazoa, Chordata, Mammalia, Carnivora, Felidae. The record is from RefSeq and is a predicted model, not a curated record. Gene Ontology annotation, cellular component: dystrophin-associated glycoprotein complex; intracellular anatomical structure.